AUGGCGGGGAGCGGGACCGGGAGCGGGCCCGGGGAGGCGGCGGCGGCGCCCGUGAAGGUGCUGGCCGCGCAGCUGCGCGGGGCCGAGCGCGGCGCGGGCGGCGCGUGGCUGCUGCGGCGCGCCGGGCCGGGCCGCGGGCCGCUGCGCCUGCGGGCGCUCUGGAUGCAGGGCACCGUGGAGCGCGUGGAGCGCGGCGGCGGCGCGGCCCGCCUGCGCGACGAGAGCGGCGCCUUCACCGUGCUGGGCGUCGAGGAGGUGCCCAAGGGGCGGCCCUGCCUCAGCGCAGGAAAGUAUGUAAUGGUGAUGGGUGUGCUGCGAUCCUGCAGUCCUGAGCCGCUUCUUCGAGCCAUAAAGAUGACAGAUCUUUCUGAGAAUCCAGUGCAUCAGAGUAUGUGGACACUUGAAGUGGAGGAUUUGCACAGGAUCUUGCCCUAGGAGCUUUUUUUUUUUUUUCUUUU
Molecule: messenger RNA, 458 nt
Organism: Nothoprocta perdicaria
Lineage: Eukaryota; Metazoa; Chordata; Aves; Tinamiformes; Tinamidae
Gene: RMI2
Product: RecQ mediated genome instability 2
Exons: 2
Coding region: 1-435 (144 amino acids)
Biological process (GO): DNA repair; maintenance of rDNA; negative regulation of double-strand break repair via homologous recombination
Cellular component (GO): cytosol; nuclear speck
Source: RefSeq, a predicted model, not a curated record